AUGGAAGCUAAUUUCCUCUUCUCCCCUUCCUCCAUCACCCUCUUUCUCGGCUUCUUCAUAGCACUGCUAGUGGUGCUCAGGAGAGCAGGGAGUGGAGAUCGCAAGUCACAAGGACAAGUACUAGCUCCUCUGCCACCCGGCCCUCCCAGACUUCCCCUCAUCGGAAACAUCCACCAAAUCGCCGGCGCCAACCCUCACCGUACUCUGCGCAGCCUCGCUCGAACUCACGGCCCGCUGAUACUGCUCCGCCUCGGGCAGGUCAACUUGGUGGUCGCCUCGUGCGUGGAGGCCGUGGAGGAUAUCAUCAAGCGGCAUGACCUCAACUUUGCCAGCCGGCCGACCGACUUGACCUUCGCCAACAUAUUGGCCUACGACGGGCUCAGCGUCGCCAUGGCCCCCUACGGUGGAUAUUGGAAGCAGAUGAGGAAGAUCUACGCCAUGGAGCUGCUCAACUCCCGGCGCGUCAAGUCCUUCGCCACCAUCCGCGAGGAUGUGGUCCGUAAGAUGACGGCGGAGAUAGACAGCAAGGCUUUGGCCCAAACGCCUCUCGAUCUCGGCGCGAUGUUGAGCUCCAUGGCCAAUGUGUUGGUGGUCAAAACGGCGUUCGGCGAAAGAUGCAAACAACAGUCCGAGUUCUUAGAGCUGGUGAAGGAGGCAGUGGGCCUCCUCACCAGCUUCUCGGUGGGUGACAUGUACCCCUCCCUCAAAUUCUUGGACACUCUCACUGGAUUGAAGGCCAAGUUAGAGCGUGUUCGUGGAAAGUUAAACAAAGUGUUCGAUGAAAUCAUGGGACAGCGUCAGGCUGCUGCACGAGCCGAUGCACCAGCGGAGGAGGAUUUAUUUAUCGACGUACUUCUCAGGCUUAGAGAUAAAGGCGGCCUAGAUUUUCCCAUCACAACCGAGAGCAUCAAGGCCGUUGUCCUGGAAAUAUUUAUUGGAGGAACAGAGACAUCAUCGUCGACGAUUGAAUGGGCUAUGUUUAGAGCUGGUGAAGAACCCUGA
Molecule: messenger RNA, 1002 nt
Organism: Zingiber officinale
Lineage: Eukaryota; Viridiplantae; Streptophyta; Magnoliopsida; Zingiberales; Zingiberaceae
Product: alpha-humulene 10-hydroxylase-like
Exons: 2
Coding region: 1-1002 (333 amino acids)
Molecular function (GO): oxidoreductase activity, acting on paired donors, with incorporation or reduction of molecular oxygen; iron ion binding; heme binding
Source: RefSeq, a predicted model, not a curated record